AUGGCCCUCCGCCUCGGCACGGUCACCACCAUCGUGGCCUCGUCUGCGGACGCCGCCCUCGACUUCCUCCAGCUCCACGACGCCGCCUUCUCCGGGCGCUCGCUCCUGGACAGCGCCCACGUGUUCGCGCACUACACGCACUCCAUGGGCUGGCUGCCCACCAGCAGCCCCCGCUGGCACUCGCUCCGCAAGGUGUGCUCGGCGGAGCUCUUCGCGCCGCACAGCCUCGACACGCAGCAGUCCCUCCGCCUCCGCCGGGACAAGGUGCGGCGGCUCGUCUCCCACGUCGCGCGGUUGGCGCGCGAGGGCGUGCCUGUCGGCGUCAACCGCCUGGCCUUCGUGAACGCGGUCAACCUGCUCUCCUCCACCAUCUUCUCCACCGAACUCGCAGACAUCGACGACGACAGCUCGUCGUCAUCGUCAUCGUUUGAGGGCGUUCUCGCGGAGACGAACGCUGCCGUUGGCUUGCCCAACGUAUCGGACUUCUUCCCCGAGGUCGCGUGGUUGGACCCGCAGGGGCUGAGGAGGCGCAUCGAGAGCUUGUUCGAGCGGCUGCACGCCAUGAUCGACAAGCAGAUCGAGCGCCGCCUGCAGGAGCGCGCCGCCGCCGCCACAGCUCCCAUGAAAGACUUCCUGGACGUGCUGCUCGACUACCGUGGCGCCGAGGAUGGCGGGGCUUUGAUCGUCAGACGCUCCUGUCGUUGA
Messenger RNA from Miscanthus lutarioriparius, 705 nucleotides. NCBI's taxonomy places the organism in Eukaryota, Viridiplantae, Streptophyta, Magnoliopsida, Poales, Poaceae. The record is from the annotation of a GenBank genome assembly.